AUGAGCCAGCCGCCGGCAGGGGGCGCCGCCGCGGAGCCUCGCCUGCACCCCGAGGGCAGCAGCGGCCGGAAGCCGCCGCCGCGCGCCUCCUCCCCGGCCCGCGCUCGCGACACCGCCCCGCGCCCGCCGCCCGCCAGUACCUCCCGCGCCCCAGCUGCCGUCGCCGCCGCCGCCAAGGCCGCCUCGACGCGCCCGCCGCCGGGCCAGGUCCCCAGAGCCGCCCGUGGCCGCGCCGCUGACAAGGCACCGCGCGGCGUGGGGCCUGCGGGAGCUGUCCAGCCCGGCGCCGGUGCUGAACCGCCGCCCGCCGCUGGUGGAAAAGCCGCUGCCGAGGAGUCUCCGCCGCUGCGCGCCGCCGAGCCCGCUGAGGAGGCGCCCCCUGCAGGAGGCGGCGGCGGGCGGGAGCGGGAGGGGGCGGGGGCGCCGCAGCCGCCGCCGCCCAAGCAGUGGCGGGGGAAAGCGGGGCGGUCUCCGCUGAAGGGCGCAGGGGAGGCGGCCCCGGCGCCUCCAUCUUCCUCGGGCGCAGGGAAGGGCCGCGGGGCGGCGGGUGGCGGUGGGUACUGGAAGGAGGGAUGCCUGCAGAGUGAGCUGAUCCAGUUCCACCUCAGGAAGGGGCUGGCGGCGGCAGCCCAAAUGCAGACCAAAGGCAGCAACCACAGCAGCAGCGGCAGCGCUUCUUCCGCCGCCUCCUCCUCCUCCUCCUCCUCUGCGGCCGCCGCCCCGGUCGAGCCUCCCCCGGGCGCCUCCGCCUCCUCGCCCUCUGCCAUGGCGGCGGCCGGGGCGGAGGGGCUGCGGCGGGAGGAGGCGGGCGGCGGCGGCAGGAGUGGUACCCCCGAGGGCUCACUGAGCCCGCAGCUGCAGGAGGAGAUGCAGGAAGAGAUGGAGAAGCUGCGGGAGGAAAACGAGACCCUCAAGAAUGAGAUAGAUGAACUGAGGACGGAGAUGGACGAGAUGAGGGACAGUUUCUUCGAGGAGGACGCUUGCCAGCUCCAAGAGAUGCGGCACGAGCUGGAGCGAGCCAACAAGAACUGCCGGAUCCUCCAGUACCGGCUGCGCAAGGCCGAGCGCAAGCGGCUGCGCUACGCCCAGACCGGCGAGAUUGAUGGCGAGCUCCUGCGCAGCAUGGAGCAGGACCUCAAGGUUGCAAAAGACGUGUCGGUGAGACUUCAUCACGAGCUGGAAAACGUGGAAGAGAAACGAACCAUAACAGAAGAUGAAAAUGAAAAAUUAAGGCAGCAGCUUAUAGAAGUUGAAAUUGCCAAGCAGGCACUACAGAAUGAGAUGGAAAAGAUGAAGGAGCAGUCACUGAAGAGAAGAGGGAGCAAAGACCUACCAAAAUCAGAAAAAAAGUCACAGCAGACACCAACAGAGGAGGACAAUGAAGACCUAAAAUGCCAGCUACAGUUUGUCAAAGAAGAAGCAGCCUUGAUGAGGAAGAAAAUGGCUAAGAUAGAUAAAGAGAAAGACAGAUUUGAACACGAGCUGCAAAAAUACAGAUCAUUUUACGGGGAUUUGGACAGUCCCUUGCCAAAAGGAGAAGCAGGUGGGCCACCUACCACAAGAGAAGCUGAGCUCAAGCUUCGAUUGAGGCUUGUAGAGGAGGAAGCUAACAUUCUGGGGAGGAAAAUAGUGGAACUAGAAGUAGAAAAUAGAGGGCUGAAAGCAGAGCUUGAUGAUUUAAGAGGAGACGAUUUCUCAGGGACUGCUAAUCCCCUGCUGGGAGAGCAGAGCGAAUCCCUGUCAGAAUUACGGCAGCACUUGCAGCUCGUGGAAGAUGAGACAGAGCUGCUGAGGAGAAAUGUGGCUGAUUUAGAGGAGCAAAACAAGCGCAUAACAGCCGAGCUGAACAAAUACAAGUACAAGUCCGGGGCCCACGAGAGCUCCCGGCACCAUGACAGCGCCAAGAUGGAAGCGUUGCAGGAGGAGCUGAAAGCUGCCCGCAUGCAGAUCAAUGAGCUGAGCGGCAAAGUCAUGCAGCUGCAGUACGAGAACAGAGUCCUGAUGUCCAACAUGCAGCGCUAUGACUUGGCCUCUCACCUGGGCAUCCGAGGCAGCCCCCGGGACAGUGACGCCGAAAGUGACGCGGGCAAGAAAGAGAGCGACGAUGACUCGCGCCCUCCGCACCGCAAGAGGGAGGGCCCCAUUGGAGGGGAGAGCGACUCCGAGGAGGUACGCAACAUUCGCUGCCUGACACCCACCAGGUCCUUUUACCCCACCCCAGCGGGGUGGCAGAAAAGCUUCACUGACAGGCAGCAGAUGAAGGACAUUCGCUCCGAGGCCGAGCGGCUGGGCAAGACAAUAGAUCGCUUAAUCUCUGACACGAGCACCAUCAUAACAGAGGCCAGAAUUUAUGUAGCUAAUGGGGACCUCUUUGGACUGAUGGAUGAGGAAGAUGAUGGCAGCAGAAUACGCGAGCAUGAGCUUCUUUACAGGAUCAAUGCCCAGAUGAAGGCCUUCAGGAAAGAGCUCCAGGCUUUCAUCGACAGACUGGAAGUCCCAAAGUCUUCGGAUGACCGCAGCACAGACGAACCUUUGUCAGUGAGUCAGAAUUAUUCCAGAGAGGUUUAG
This is a messenger RNA of Indicator indicator, 2568 nucleotides long. RefSeq names its product SOGA family member 3 (gene MTCL3). The record is from RefSeq and is a predicted model, not a curated record. The transcript has 6 exons. Gene Ontology annotation, biological process: regulation of autophagy. Bases 1 to 2568 code for a protein of 855 amino acids. NCBI's taxonomy places the organism in Eukaryota, Metazoa, Chordata, Aves, Piciformes, Indicatoridae.